UCGAUUUUAAUCCAAAUACGUUUUCGCACUCUCAUCCGGUAUACAGGUUUGAUUUCUGUUUCUGAUCUUGUAAUAACAAUAAAAAGGCGUUUCAAAGAGAGAAAAUAUAAUAAUUAAUAUAAAUAAAUAACUACAUACAAUACUAUAUACAUAUACAUUUCACAGUUUUUGACUUUGGCGAGCCUUAUAAAAUAUUAAUUCAAACACAUUUUCAUUUGCAUUUCUUUCUUAAAAAGAAAAUUACUUGAUCGAAAUUUCGAAAUUAUUAGUGAUACAAAAUUUUGUUUGCUUUAAAACAAAUAAAAGUCAAUUGUAAAAAAAGUUAAAAUUAAACAGAAAACCAAGUGAAUAAGUCAUUUGAUUCUUGGAAUAAAACCGUUUAAAGAAUUUCAAAAAUGAUUAUGAAAAGUCCUUCUAACGACUGGUCCGAUCAGUUUGAUAUUAUUGAAGAAGACUACGAUUCUCUGUCAGAAAUAGAAGAAGAGACUGAUUUCUCUGAGUACUUAUGGAUGGAAAAUGAAGAAGAAUUCGACAAAGAUGAAUUACAACGACUUGAAGAAGAAGAAAUAAUGCAACAAUGCUUAGAAGCAAUGUUUGUCGAUGAACUCGAAGCUGAAAUUGAUGAGUGGCAAAAAGAAAAAGCAGAAGAAUUAGACAAAGCGCUUUCGAAUCUUGCCGUAACCGAGUGUAAUGUUGAGAACUCAUCACUCAAUCCCUUGGCCGAUGAAUUCAUUCCAAUGGAAAACUACUUUAUAGAUCUGAUAAUAUCAUAAACGGAACUUGUUUCUCCUCUGGAACAAAAUGGAACCCGCCCUCUCAACAAUCAGUUCUACCCCGAAUCGAGUAAAAAUUGAAAUAUAUUUUAAAAGAACAAAAAAAGUAUAAAAUACUAAAACAAAAAAAAACAAA
Messenger RNA from Eupeodes corollae, 909 nucleotides. RefSeq names its product polyadenylate-binding protein-interacting protein 2B (gene Paip2). The coding region runs from base 396 to 773 and encodes 125 amino acids. Gene Ontology annotation, cellular component: cytoplasm. Lineage: Eukaryota; Metazoa; Arthropoda; Insecta; Diptera; Syrphidae. The transcript has 4 exons. Gene Ontology annotation, biological process: negative regulation of translational initiation. Gene Ontology annotation, molecular function: mRNA regulatory element binding translation repressor activity. The record is from RefSeq and is a predicted model, not a curated record.